This is a messenger RNA of Homo sapiens (human), 261 nucleotides long. RefSeq lists its product as uncharacterized. Lineage: Eukaryota; Metazoa; Chordata; Mammalia; Primates; Hominidae. The record is from RefSeq and is marked validated. Bases 1 to 261 code for a protein of 86 amino acids. The transcript has a single exon.
AUGAAGGCCGAGAACCGCUGCCGCCGCCGACCCCCGCCGGCCCUGAACGCCAUGAGCCUGGGUCCCCGCCGCGCCCGCUCCGCUCCGACUGCCGUCGCCGCCGAGGCCCCCGUUGAUGCCGCUGAGCUCCCCCAACGCCGCCGCCACCGCCUCCGACAUGGACAAGAACAGCGGCUCCAACAGCUCCUCCGCCUCUUCGGGCAGCAGCAAAGGGCAACAGCCGCCCCGCUCCGCCUCGGCGGGGCCAGCCGGCGAGUCUAA